Messenger RNA from Rubroshorea leprosula, 458 nucleotides. The record is from the annotation of a GenBank genome assembly. Lineage: Eukaryota; Viridiplantae; Streptophyta; Magnoliopsida; Malvales; Dipterocarpaceae.
GCCAAUUGCGUACAAGUUUUGUCGCGUGAGUUGAGCGGGAAGAGCAUGAAUGCGGGCGAAAUUUCGAGGGAUUUCGAAGGUUUGAUUCUGUGAAUUUCUUUAGGUUAGGGUUUUUCAAUUUUUAUUUAUCGGAUUCGUACAAGAUGGAGAAGUACGAGUUGGUGAAGGACAUAGGAUCGGGGAAUUUUGGGGUGGGGAGGCUGAUGCGAAACAGAGAAACCAAAGAACUCGUCGCCAUGAACUACAUUGAGCGCGGCAUAGAUUGAUCAGAAGGUGGCAAGAGAGAUCAUUUUUUUUGGUUUCCCGCUCGGUAUCUGAGGUUUCGUCCCGACUAAUCUGAACCCAACUCAUAUUGCGCACCUGAAAAUGGUAAGUAAGUCUUUCAGUGGGAGUUGUUGCGUGCAUAACGUUUCAAACUCGAAACCUUACUUAAGUCGGAACAAACCGCUUACCACUUG